Lachancea meyersii CBS 8951 is the source of this 1263-nucleotide messenger RNA. The record is from the annotation of a GenBank genome assembly. Lineage: Eukaryota; Fungi; Ascomycota; Saccharomycetes; Saccharomycetales; Saccharomycetaceae.
AUGAAGCUUGAUACGAGCAAUAUGCGUUAUAUGACGCCUGACGACUUUCGUGUGCUUCAGGCCAUAGAACAAGGCACCAGAAACCAUGAAGUUGUUCCCACGACGUUGAUUCACCAACUUUCAGGAAUGAGAUCUUCUUCAGGAACAAACAGAUCGAUUGGAGACCUUGCUAAAUUGAAGCUUGUCUCGAGGAUGAGAAAUAUAAAAUAUGACGGGUUCAGACUUACUUAUAAUGGAUUUGACUACCUGGGCCUCAAAUCCAUGUUGAACAGAGAUACCAUUUACUCGGUAGGAAAUAUAAUAGGUGUGGGUAAAGAAUCAGAUGUGUAUCGAGUAAGUGCCAAAGACGGCACUGCCAGAGUUCUGAAGAUUCACCGUCUGGGUCGCACUUCGUUCACAACUGUGAAAAACAACCGUGACUAUCUUAAACACAACAAAUCCGGAAGCUGGAUGUAUCUGUCACUUCUAGCUGCCAACAAGGAGCACCAGUUCAUGUCGCUUCUCUACUCCAAGGGAUUUUCGGUUCCUGAACCAUUUGACAACUCUCGUCACAUGGUCCUAAUGGAACUCAUCGAUGGCUACCCCAUGAGGCGGAUGCGCACACACAAGAACUUGUCUAAGCUUUACAGUGGCCUCAUGUUGUUCAUCGUCAAUCUGGCCAACCACGGUCUUAUCCACUGUGAUUUUAACGAGUUUAACAUCAUGAUCAAAAACUCCGUCGAGGACGCUCAGGAUUGUGGGUUUAUCGUCAUUGAUUUCCCACAAUGUAUAUCUAUUCAGCAUCAAGAUGCGGAGUAUUUCUUCAAAAGAGACGUUGACUGCAUACGCAGAUUCUUCAAAAAGAAGCUGAAGUACGAGCCCGUGGUCGACGACUCGAUGAUCGACGUUGACGGUUUUGGAGAAGGUUACAAGUACGCAUACCCUGACUUCCAGCGAGAUGUGAAACGAUGCGACAAUCUGGACGAACUAGUCUUGGCCUCGGGUUUCAGUAAAAAACACCCUGGUGACAGGAGAUGGGAAGAAGCUGCCGAGCAAAUGAGAAAAGAGCUCGAGGAGGACACUGAUGAUCAGGAUCUGGAUGCCGAGAACGCUGGUUACAGUGACGAAAGCUCUGACUAUUCUGACUACGAUUCUUCAGAAGAUGAGGAUGGCGCAGAAGAAGAAGAUUUAGAGAGUGAAAACGAACGCAUAGUCGAAGCUCUGUCAAGUGGUGUAACUAACUUGAAGAUGGACAGCCUGGGUAAUUACGUGCUCGAAGAAUAA